Messenger RNA from Balaenoptera acutorostrata (minke whale), 2028 nucleotides. RefSeq names its product peroxisomal multifunctional enzyme type 2-like. NCBI's taxonomy places the organism in Eukaryota, Metazoa, Chordata, Mammalia, Artiodactyla, Balaenopteridae. Bases 796 to 2028 code for a protein of 410 amino acids. The record is from RefSeq and is a predicted model, not a curated record. Gene Ontology annotation, molecular function: oxidoreductase activity. The transcript is spliced from 15 exons.
UGACAGAAUUACUAUGAGAGCCAGUGAGUGAGGUCGGGGGCUCUGCAGCCAGGAACCACGCCCCAAUCAUGCCACAGGUGGUCUAGUGAAGACACCGUUCUCCUUGCAGCUGGAUACUAGACGCCACCACUCACCUUUAACUGGUACCUUUAAGUCUCUUCUUCUGGCUCCCCCCACAAGAACGAGGACAUGAGAACAAGCUAAGAGCAUUAGAGAACAGUGUACACGAAUAAAGCAACCCUCUUUGGCAGUGUAUCAUACACCUCACUCUGUGACUAGCCAGAGCCCAGCUGUGAGUCUGGGAAGUGGUGUAUUAGCUUCCCAGCAAUGGCUGAGAAAGCCUUCAUUCUCGCUCUUGUGGGCCUGUGGCUGAGCACACCUCAUGGAAGAUCACAGUUGGGUUGAUUUUGCACUGACAUUUCUGAAAGUAAGAAUAACGCACACAACCUUUUUUUUCUUUUAUUCUUUUUGCAGUUUUUUUUUUUUUUUUUUUGUAAACAGAAGAACGGGAUUAUUGGAAAGAUGACAACGCAAGACUGAAGCAAAUACCCCGCAUGAAGAUCUGGGUGCUUGUGCCAGGUGGAGCUUGGCGACGGAGCCGAUACUCAGCUUGCUCGGCUCCCUCGUGAGAUUUCGUUUGAAGAAGUUUGGCGCUGCUCAGUCGCCGUAGCUACACCCUUCGCGGAAGCGACCGGGAGCGUGGAGACCACAGUUUACUGAGUUGUCUCACUGGCUUACCGUUGAUGGCCAUGCCCAAGGCUCACUUUUACACCUUGAUUCGAGUCUGCAUUCGGAAUGCCCGCGGACUUCCUUGUGCCCAGAUUGGGCCGAGCCUAUGCCCUGGCUUUUGCAGAAAGAGGUGCAUCAGUUGUUGUGAAUGAUCUAGGAGGGGACUUCAUGGGAGUUGGUAAAGGCUCCUUAGCUGCUGAUAAGGUUGUUGAAGAAAUAAGAAGGAAAGGCGGAAAAGCAGUGGCCAACUAUGAUUCAGUGGAAGCAGGAGAGAAGGUUGUGAAGACAGCACUGGAUGCUUUUGGAAGAAUAGAUGUUGUGAUCAACAAUGCUGGAAUUUUGAGGGACCGUUCCUUUGGUAGAAUAAGUGAUGAAGACUGGGAUAUCAUCCAGAGAGUUCAUUUGCGGGGCUCAUUCCUGGUGACCCGGGCAGCGUGGGAUCACAUGAAGAAACAGAAAUUUGGAAGGAUCAUCAUGACUUCAUCGGCUUCAGGAAUAUAUGGCAACUUUGGCCAGGCAAAUUAUUGUGCUGCAAAGCUGGGUCUUCUGGGCCUUUCAAAUUGUCUUGCAGUUGAAGGCGAGAAAAGCAACAUUCAUUGUAACACUAUUGCCCCUACUGCUGGAUCACGGUUGACCCAGAACAUUUUGCCUGAUGAUCUUCUGGAAGCUCUGAAGCCAGAUUACGUGGCACCCCUGGUCCUUUGGCUUUGCCAUGAGAGUUGUGAGGAAAAUGGUGGCUUGUUUGAGGUUGGAGCAGGAUGGAUUGGAAAAUUACGAUGGGAGCGGACCCUUGGAGCCAUUGUAAGACAGAGGACUCAGCCAAUGACUCCUGAGGCGGUGAAGGCUAACUGGACGAAGAUCUGUGACUUUGAUAAUGCCACCAAGCCUCAGAGAAUUCAAGAAUCAAUUGGCGGUAUAAUUGAAGCUCUAAAUAAAAUAGAUUCAGAUGGAGGAGUUUCGGCAAAUCACACCAGUAAUGUGACAUCAACAGCUACAUCAGGAUUUGCUGGAGCUAUUGGCCAUAAACUUCCUCCAUUUUCUUCUUCUUAUACGGAACUGGACACUAUUAUGUAUGCCCUUGGAGUGGGAGCAUCUAUCAAGGAACCGAAAGAUUUGAAAUUUAUUUAUGAAGGGAGUUCUGAUUUCUCCUGUUUGCCUACCUUCGGAGUUAUUCUAGCUCAGAAAUCUAUAAUGGGUGGAGGAUUAGCAGAGAUUCCUGGGCUCUCAGUCAACUUGGCAAAGGUUCUUCAUGGGGAGCAGUACUUGGAGUUAUAUAAACCACUUCCCAGAGCAGAGUAA